Olea europaea var. sylvestris is the source of this 2280-nucleotide messenger RNA. Its product is annotated as myb-like protein X. The transcript is spliced from 11 exons. The record is from RefSeq and is a predicted model, not a curated record. The coding region runs from base 207 to 1982 and encodes 591 amino acids. NCBI's taxonomy places the organism in Eukaryota, Viridiplantae, Streptophyta, Magnoliopsida, Lamiales, Oleaceae. Gene Ontology annotation, cellular component: nucleus. Gene Ontology annotation, molecular function: DNA binding; histone binding. Gene Ontology annotation, biological process: regulation of double-strand break repair; chromatin organization.
UCAUUGAAAACUUUCAAAAUCGCAAAACCCCUAAAUCUACGCGCCCAUGACCUAAAUAUUUCGCCCUAAAAAAUUAAUUUCAACUCGUUUUCAUUCUUACACCUGCGAUUAAACAUCGGCACCGACUAUUUUGCAUCUAUACUUGUUGGAAAGGCCCUUGCUUUUAGUGUAGACGCACAAACGCUGAUAGUCGGGGUUUGGGGUUCAUGGCUUCGGAAAAGGAAUCUUUGGAAGAGAACAAGAAGUUAGAGAGUGAGGAGAAGGACCCAGGUGAAGUCGAAGAGAAAGGUGAAGUCAAAGAAGACCCAGAUGAAGAAAAAGAGGAGAAAUUAGAGGACUUGAAACAAGAAAAGGAGGAGGAAAAAAAGGAAGAAGAAAGUGAAGCGGAGGAGGGAAAAGAAGAAGAAAAUAAGGGAGAUGAGGAGGAAAAUGAUGGGGAAGAAGAGGAGGGUCAAGUCGGAGAAGAAGAAAAAGAGGGUGAGAAAGUAGAAGUAGACGAGAGCAAGGAAAAGAAGAAAGGAAAGAAUGAGAAGAAAAAUGUGAAAAAGGGAUCGAAAAAGGAGAAAACUGGGGCUAAAUCUCAAAAUGAGAAGGAAGACUUAUCAUCACCCAGGACACCGAGAGGCGAUAGGCCCACGAGGGAGAGGAAGAUGGUGGAGCGGUUUACUGUGAACGCAACUCCCAUCAGCUCUGGCUCCAAAUCUUUGGCCAUUGAAAAGGGUCGAGGUACACAGCUUAAGGACAUCCCAAAUGUGGCUUUCAAGUUGUCCAAGAGAAAGGGUGAUGAAAACCUGCAGAUUCUUCACACCAUUCUUUUUGGCAAAAAAUCAAAGGUACAUACUCUGAAGAAAAAUAUUGGCCUCUUUUCUGGUUUUGUAUGGGUUGAGAAUGAGCAGGAGAAGCAAAGAGCUAAAGUCAAGGAGAAGCUUGACAAAUGUGUUAAAGAAAAAUUGUUGGACUUCUGUGAUGUACUAAAUAUUCCAGUCAGCAGAGCUGCUGUAAAGAAGGAAGAACUCUCUGUAAAAUUGUUGGAGUUCUUGGAAUCUCCUCAUGCUACAACUGAAACAUUGCUUUCUGACAACGAGAAGUCGUCGAAGGGUAAGAAAAGAAAGAGUAAGGACUCAGCAAGCAAAACCCUGAGCUCUGCUGACGUGGCUGAAGGAAAAACCACAAAGAAAAAUAAGCCAAGCUCCACAUCAGGAAAGAAGCCCAAGGAGUUAUCCAAAACUGAGGAAGAAGAUAAUGAUAAAAGCGAAGCUUCAGAGAGCGAAGAUGAUGAAGAUGACAAUGACAUAGCUGCAAAAGCAGAAACUGAGCAGGAAGAGAAUAAGUCUCAGGAAGACAUGGAGGAAGACGAAGAGGAAGGGGCAGAGGAAGAUGAACCCAAAAAGCAGAAGUCUGUCGAUAAAUCUUCUUCAAAGAAAAGUGCUAGAAAAGAUAGUGGUGGCAAGAUGAGUGAGAAGUCUAAGCCUGUUACUAAAGGCAGCUCUUCAAAAUCUUCCAAAAGCUCUGGUGAAUCUACUAAAAAAUCUUCCAGUUCAGCAUCUAAGAAAGUUGCUGCUGAAGCUAAAUCGAAGAAUGAAAUUAAGGCAUCCUUGAUGAAAAAGCGGAAGGCUAAUAAGGAAAUUGAAGAAGAUACAAGUGCACCCGCAAAGGGAAAGGCUUCUAGCAAGAAACAGUCAAGCAAGUCUUCAACAGAUCAAGGCAAAGGGAAAAGCAGCAAGAAAGCCAAGACCGAACCCAGUAACGAAGAAAUGCAUGCAGUGGUAGUAAAAAUACUGAAGGAAGUAGAUUUUAACACUGCAACAUUAUCCGAUAUUCUCAGACUGCUUGGUGACCACUUUGGUAUGGAUCUGAUGCAUAGAAAAGCAGACGUGAAGGCUAUAAUCACUGAAGUAAUAAAUAACAUGACUGACGAUGAAGAUGAGGAGGCAGCGGAUGAGUCUGGUGACAAUUCGGAGAAAGAUGAAAAUAAUGAUUAGUCUUAGAUUUACCCAGGCGAGAACAUGUCAGCAUCACUUCUUCUGAAAUGUAAAGGGGUUUGAUCAGCUGUGUUUAUGUGAACAAAAGGAACACAUUUAAUAUUUCUUUGGCCUUUUGCUGAUAGACUGAUAGAAAGGAAUUUAUCUGUAUGAUAUGAGUUUACUUAUAGUUGCUACAACUGAGUUUCUGGUUUUUGCUCUGAACCCCUGUAGUUGAAUUUAGUCGAUGUUUUAUUACAGCCGUUUUUGUAAAAAACUCGUUUGAGAAUUUGCAGAUAUAUAUAUUUUCAUCACCUUA